Cherax quadricarinatus is the source of this 2599-nucleotide messenger RNA. The record is from RefSeq and is a predicted model, not a curated record. Lineage: Eukaryota; Metazoa; Arthropoda; Malacostraca; Decapoda; Parastacidae.
ACAUGUGAGAUAUGAUGAACUGAGAAGGUGGACACAAAGGAGGAACAUUAUUGUGACGUGGUGACCUUAAACUCCCACUUGACUCUGAGAUACAUCAGUAUCAAAGUAUUUUGUGUCAGACUACCAGGUUGUAUCUUACAAGACACUAUAUCUUCAGUACUUCAAGAAACACCAGUGUAAGACUACCAGGCUGUAUCUUACAAGACACUAUAUCUUCAGUACUUCAAGAAGCACCAGUGUAAGACUACCAAGUUGUAUCUUACAAGACACUAUAUCUUCAGUACUUCAAGAAGGGCAACACAUGUUUUUCUUAUGAAUUUUUAACUGGUCAGGUAUUAGUAAUUAAAGAAUUUUGCUUUUGAUAUUGCAAUCUCUAUCUAGAAAUUGCAUGGCAGUUAAUAGAAAAAUACAUUAAUAAUAUUGUUGUUAAAAAUUAAAAAAAAAAAAAAAAAAAAAAAAAAUUAAACUCGAUAGAAAAAUAAUGAAAAUGUUCUUCAGUGUAUCUUCAGUGUUUUAGUACAUAUAUGUUUGUGUUUAACACAAAACAAACAAAAUUAUUGUAGUUUUUUAAAACACAUGAAAUAAACUUUAUCAGUGAUCCUAGGUAGAAAUAGUUUUGCCUAAAACACAUCUAAACAUUGUAAUAUAUUCAUGAGCAUAAAUAUAUGUCUAGUGCACAAAAUAUUUUACCAAAAAAUAAAUCUUGAAAUACACAUGAGAGUACACAAUAUUAACUAUACCGCUUUUGAGUGAAUAAAAUAUUUUAAAAUGGAAAUAUCUUUAAAAAAUAUGAAAAAACAUGAAGGAGAUAAACCAUUUCAGUGUUCAGAGUGUCUGAAAUAUUUUAGUAAAAACUGCAAUCUUGUGACACACAUGAGAAUACAUACAGGAGAUAAACCAUUUCAGUGUUCCGAGUGUCGGAAAUGUUUUAGUGUAAAAGGCAGUCUUGUGAGACAUAUGCUAGUGCAUACAGAAGAAAAACCUUUUCAAUGUUCAGAGUGUGUUAAAUGUUUUUGUCAAAAAGUCAGUCUUGUGACACAUAUGCGAGUACAUACAGGAGAUAAACCAUUUCAGUGUUCAAAGUGUCUGAAAGGUUUUAGUGUAAAAGACAGCCUUGUGAGACAUAUGCUAGUACAUACAGGAGAUAAACCAUUUCGAUGUUCAGAGUGCCUGAAAGGUUUUAGUCAAAAAGAUAGUCUUGUGACACAUAUGAGAGUACAUGCAGGAGAUAAACCAUUUCAGUGUUCAAAGUGUCCGAAAUGUUUUAGUGUAAAACGCAGUCUUGUGAGACAUAUGAGAGUACAUACAGGAGAUAAACCAUUUCAAUGUUCAGAAUGUCUGAAAGGUUUUAGUCAAAAAGGCAAUCUUGUGAAACAUAUGCGACUACAUACAGGAGAUAAAACAUUUCAGUGUUCAGAGUGUCUGAAAUGUUUUACUGAGAAAUAUAGUCUUUUAAUGCACAUGAGAGUUCAUACAGGAUAUAAACCAUUUCAGUGUUCAGAGUGUCAGAAAUGUUUUAGUGUAAAAGACAGUCUUGUGAAACAUAUGCUAGUACAUACAGGAGAUAAACCAUUUCAAUGUUCAGAGUGUCUGAAAUGUUUUAGUGUAAAAGGCCGUCUUGUGAAGCAUAUGCGAGUACAUGCAGGAGAUAAACCAUUUCAAUGUUCAGAGUGUCUGAAAGGUUUUAAUGUAAAAGGCAGUCUUGUGAGACAUAUGAGAGUACAUACAGGAGAUAAACCAUUUCAAUGUUCAAAGUGCUUGAAACAUUUUAGUGAAAAAGGCAAUCUUGUGCAACAUAUGCGAGUACAUACAAAGAUGAAACAUGUUAGUGUUUAAUGGAUUGGUGGCUCAUAGCUAAAAUUACUGGAGGUGCUUCUUCAGAAAACUUUUAGCCAGUUUUAAUUUCGUGUAAAAUGAAACGAGCAUAUGAAAAGAAAAUUUAUACUUAAGCUUGACAAAAUCAUAAACAAAAAUAAAUAAAAUAGCUGGAAGCAUGAUAAUCAUCUAAUUCUACACUUUAUCACAUUCAAAAAUAUGGUACAUGAUUUUUAAGAACAACACACGUCGUUGAGUCAAAAAGAAACGCUACCUUACACUUGUACAACUGUCGUAGGGGUUUGCCAAGGAGAUGUAGGUGAAAAAAUACACACAUAGGAUGUUCUAGGUGUAUUAUGUGAGAGUCUUGAGGGGUAAAGCCCAGAGCCUGCCUGUGUGUGUCUGCUAUGCCGCCUUUACUGAACUCGCUCACUCAUUGACCACUGCCCAGGAGCCCAGUGGUUCAAAGGGACUCGUGACAUCACAUAGCCAGUGACUCACAUACUGGUUUUAAUGAAGUCACAUAGUCAGGGAGGGAGUGACUCAUGUAACGGUUUUAACUAGGUACAGUGGAACCUCAAAUUUUGAACUUAAUCCAUUCCAGGAGCUAGUUCUAAAGUUGAAAAGUUUGAAAGGGAAAGCAAUAUUUCCCAUAACAAGUAAUGGAAAUACAAUUAAUCCGUUCCAGAAACCCAAAUAUAUACACAAAAAAAUACAUUUUAUAGAUUGUAUUACAUUAUAGUUUUACAUACACACAACAAAUAUAGUGUACAGUUAUUAAUAA